AUGGGUCGCCUCCACCAGGACGAUCCCCCCGCCUCAUCCUCUCUCUCUCUCCACACUCUCGACGAAGCGCCGCCUCCAUACACCGACGAUCCAGAGCCUAGCGACCUUAUCCAACAUGACCGACCAUUCCCAUCUGUUCAACCUGUUCAGGCUGCCAAACCCCCCGCCAGCAUUCGACCCCUCCGCAUAAUCGACUCAGCCUACAUUCUUCCCGGCGGCACGGAAAUCAAACCCCACGACAAAGUCGCAAUCACUCUCACACCACUGCUCUCAACCGACCCCGAAGGACUCUACGAAGCAAUCCGCAGGCAAAUCAAGCUUCCCCCUCGACCAUUGCUCAGGAUCCACGGUUCACACACCGAAACAAGCCAUGGCGACAAGGACAAGAAAAGCAACAGCGUUACGGACUUCGAUUUCAAGCUGGAUCUGGCAGAGACGAUGCUGACUGGCUGGGAAGGUGGUCCUCAGGUUAUCAACUGGAUGGAAGUGGAGAUCCACACAGACGAGGACCUCAAAAAGGCAUACAGGGGAGGAAUCCUCCGCUCACGCGCGUACAAGGCCCCCAAAUCGCGUGGUGUAAGCCUCGACGAAAGUAGUGACGCCCUUAUCACUCACGACGAUGAUGAUGAGCUGGGUAACGAGAUCACUGGACCACAAGCACUGAAAUUGUGGUGUGAGCGGUUCUGCGCCGACCCGGCACCUGUGAAAUCAUUCACACUACACCGCAAACUCGCCGGCUUCGACUCCAACGCCAUGCGUAACCUCCUCUCCUCCCAUAUUCGCGAACUAAACUACCGCGGCACAAUCCACAUCAAACUCUCCAUCGCCCACCAAUCCGUCACAAUCUACUCCCCGCACUGGAUCAACCGACUGCGCACCAAUCGCUUCGUCUGGUGGGCCGUCGUGCUCCUCCAGCUCUGGAUCAUCACAUGGCCGAUUAUCUUCUUUAUGGAGAAACGGUAUGAAAUCGCCCACACGCGCUGGAACGCCUCCUUGAUACCCGAGACCAACUCUGCGCUCGACAAAUGCUACGCGUUUGGUCGCGACGAGUCCACCCUGGCGGAGUACUGGGCUCCGGCUGUCAAGCAGGCGGCGUGGACGAGACGACGGGGCGAUUGUGAACUUUUGACACGCUUGGAUGCGGAUCGUUUGCAGGGGUAUACUACUCAGCAGGUCAUUGGUGCCAGGAAUGAAGAGUCUGCUGCUGAGCUGGAGCGUCGGCAGAGGGUUAAUAGUGGCCAGGCUGGGUUUGUGGAUAAUGUGGUUGGUCUGGUGAGAGGUGUUAGUGAGGUUGGACAGGAUUGGAGGUUUUCUUCGGGAUGGGGUGCUAAUUCUUAG
This is a messenger RNA of Penicillium bovifimosum, 1338 nucleotides long. RefSeq lists its product as uncharacterized. The transcript is spliced from 2 exons. The coding region runs from base 1 to 1338 and encodes 445 amino acids. NCBI's taxonomy places the organism in Eukaryota, Fungi, Ascomycota, Eurotiomycetes, Eurotiales, Aspergillaceae. The record is from RefSeq and is a predicted model, not a curated record.